AUGGCCAAGACAUCAUCGCGCGGCCUCGAGUCGUCGGCAUGGGCGUCGUCGGCGCACCGGACGCAAUCGCUGCCGCCGCGGACCCCGUCGUCGGCGACGCCGCCAUCGAGAGACGCAGCAUCAUUGGCAUCGGCAUCACCGCAGGCCCAGGCCCUGGCGCGCGCGCAGGCGCUCAAGCGGUUCGAGCAGACGUGCGGCCGGCUGCGGUGGAAGUCCAUCGACCUCGAAAACGCCUACAACCGGGCCAACGCGCCCGAGGCCUGGGCGUUUGCGGCGGCCGACGCGGAGCGGAACUUCAAGGUCGACUUCCACGAGUUUUACGUCUGGAUCGAACAGGCCGUCGUGUUGCUGCUCAAGGUCUUUGGCACCUCGGUGGAGCGCGGAGUCGGCGCGGCGGGCAACGGGACGACGACGGCGGCCAGCCAGCACGCCUACCACCACAACGUGCUGCGGGCGCUCGACGACGCGGCGCACCCGCUGCACGGCGCCUUGGGCCAGGGCGACGUCAACCACGCGCUGUGGAAGGCCAAGGAGCUGCGAAACCGGUGGAAGGACGCGGCCGAGGGGCGCGAGACGCCGCCGCUCAAAAUGUACGACCUCAACUGGAUCGUCACCGAGGCCAUGCGUGGGCUCGAGGCUGCCUACGAUGUUGCCUCGGCACGCGUCCGCGACGACCUGGCUGCUGCUCAUGUCGAGGCCAGCGUUGUGCGGCAGCAGCAGGCCGCCCAGGACGAGUGGGAGUGGAUGGUUGAGCCCAUGGACUGGGAGGCCUGA
Molecule: messenger RNA, 774 nt
Organism: Hirsutella rhossiliensis
Lineage: Eukaryota; Fungi; Ascomycota; Sordariomycetes; Hypocreales; Ophiocordycipitaceae
Product: fungal specific transcription factor
Exons: 1
Coding region: 1-774 (257 amino acids)
Source: RefSeq, a predicted model, not a curated record